AUGCCGCUCAGGUUGGAGAUCAAGAGGAAGUUCGCGCAGCGGUCCGAGAGGGUCAAGUCGGUGGAUCUGCACCCCACGGAGCCAUGGAUCCUGGCGAGUUUGUACUCGGGGACUCUCUGCAUCUGGGACUACCAGACGCAGACCAUGGUGAAAUCAUUUGAAGUUUCAGAGCUGCCAGUGCGGUCGGCAAAAUUUGUGUCAAGGAAACAAUGGGUUGUUGCCGGUGCAGAUGAUAUGUUCAUUCGUGUCUACAACUACAAUACCAUGGACAAAAUUAAAGUUUUUGAGGCUCAUACUGAUUACAUCAGAUGUGUAGCAGUCCAUCCAACUCUUCCAUAUAUGCUGUCAUCAUCUGAUGACAUGUUGAUAAAGCUUUGGGACUGGGACAAAGGGUGGAUGUGCACUCAAAUCUUUGAGGGGCAUUCACACUAUGUCAUGCAGGUUACUUUCAAUCCAAAGGAUACUAACACUUUUGCAAGUGCAUCUCUCGACCGCACUACAAAGAUAUGGAGUUUGGGUUCUCCAGAUCCAAAUUUUACUCUAGAUGGACAUCAAAAGGGUGUGAACUGUGUUGAUUACUUUACUGGUGGUGACAGACCCUAUUUGAUUACUGGUUCUGAUGACUCCACUGCAAAGGUCUGGGAUUACCAAACCAAGAGCUGUGUUCAGACUCUUGAAGGCCAUACACACAACAUUUCUGCUGUUUGUUUCCAUCCUGAGCUUCCUAUAAUCAUUACUGGAUCGGAAGAUGGGACAGUUCGUAUAUGGCAUUCGACAACUUACAGGCUUGAGAACACACUAAACUAUGGCCUUGAGCGAGUCUGGGCUGUUGGAUACAUGAAGGGAUCAAGAAGAAUGGUGAUUGGUUAUGAUGAGGGAACUAUUAUGAUUAAAAUGGGUCGUGAAGUACCAGUAGCAAGUAUGGAUGCCAGUGGAAAAAUCAUCUGGGCAAAGCAUAAUGAGAUACAGACUGUGAAUAUAAAGACUGUCGGUGCAAACUUUGAGGCUACAGAUGGGGAAAGAUUGCCCCUAGCUGUGAAGGAGUUAGGCAGCUGUGAUCUUUACCCGCAGAACUUGAAGCAUAACCCCAACGGCCGGUUUGUUGUUGUAUGCGGAGAUGGUGAAUACAUAAUCUAUACUGCACUGGCUUGGAGGAACAGAUCAUUUGGAUCCGCGUUAGAGUUCGCUUGGUCAUCAGAAGGAGAGUACGCAAUCAGAGAAAGUACAUCCAGAAUAAAGAUUUUCAAUAAAUCAUUCCAGGAGAAGAAAACUAUCCGUCCUACAUUCUCUGCAGAGCGUAUCUUUGGUGGGGUACUUUUGGCAAUGUGUUCCAGUGACUUUAUUUGCUUUUAUGACUGGGCUGAUUGUAGACUAAUUCGCAGAAUUGAUGUGACUGUCAAGAACGUCUACUGGGCUGAUAGUGGUGACCUAGUUGCAAUCGCAAGUGAUACAUCAUUCUACAUCCUGAAGUACAAUAGAGAUGUUGUUGCUGCCUACUUGGAAGGUGGAAAGCCUGCUGACGAGGAAGGCGCUGAAGAUGCUUUUGAGUUGCUUCAUGAGGUCAAUGAGCGGGUGCGAACUGGGAUUUGGGUUGGAGACUGUUUUAUUUAUAACAACUCAUCAUGGCGCCUAAAUUAUUGCGUUGGUGGAGAGGUCACCACAAUGUAUCACUUGGAUCGCCCUAUGUAUUUGAUGGGAUAUCUUGCGAAUCAAAGUCGAGUUUAUCUUAUUGACAAGGAGUUUAAUGUCAUUGGGUAUACAUUACUUCUCAGUUUGAUUGAAUACAAGACGCUUGUGAUGCGUGGGGAUUUGGAAAGUGCAAAUGAGAUCUUACCGUCCAUACCAAAGACGCAAUAUAAUAGUGUUGCUCAUUUCUUGGAGUCCAGAGGAAUGUUGGAGGAGGCUCUUGAGAUAGCCACUGAUGCUGAUUAUAAGUUUGAUUUGGCUGUGCAGCUUGGAAAAUUAGAAAUCGCGAAGGCUAUUGCCGUAGAAGCACAAAGCGAAUCAAAGUGGAAGCAGCUUGGUGAGCUCGCCAUGUCCACCGGGAAGCUUGAGGCAUCAGAAGAGUGUCUUCUGCAAGCGAAGGACUUGAGUGGCUUGUUGCUACUAUACUCAUCUCUCGGAGAUGCUGAAGGAGUCGAAAAGCUUGCUUCUCUAGCGAAAGAGCACGGAAAAAACAAUGUUGCUUUCCUCUGUCUCUUUAUGCUUGGUAAAUUGGAAGAUUGCAUACAAUUGCUUGUAGACAGCAAUCGUAUACCUGAAGCUGCAUUAAUGGCACGUUCUUAUCUUCCCAGCAAAGUUUCAGAGAUUGUAGCAAUUUGGAGAAAAGACCUCAGCAAAGUUAAUCCAAAAGCUGCAGAUUCUCUGGCAGAUCCUGCUGAGUAUCCAAAUUUAUUUGAGGACUGGCAGGUUGCACUUACUGUAGAACAGAAUGUUGCUUCCCAGAGGGGGCACUAUCCUUCUGCAGAUGAGUACUUGAACCAUGCUGAGAAGUCAGACACUACUCUUGUGGAAGCUUUCAAAAGGAUGCAGGUCAUUGAAGAAGAGGAACCAGUGGAAGCACUGGAUGAAAAUGGAGAGCCUGAUGAAGAGGUAAUGGAAACGGAGGAGAACGUGGAUGAAGCUGUCCAAGUUGAUACGGAUCAACCAGAAGAAACCGUUCUUGUAAAUGGGAAUGAGGGUGAGGAACAGUGGGGUACGAACAAUGAAGGAACUUCGCCAGCCUAUGCUAACCCAACAUGA
This is a messenger RNA of Triticum turgidum subsp. durum (durum wheat), 2742 nucleotides long. NCBI's taxonomy places the organism in Eukaryota, Viridiplantae, Streptophyta, Magnoliopsida, Poales, Poaceae. The record is from the annotation of a GenBank genome assembly.